Miscanthus lutarioriparius is the source of this 5415-nucleotide messenger RNA. The record is from the annotation of a GenBank genome assembly. NCBI's taxonomy places the organism in Eukaryota, Viridiplantae, Streptophyta, Magnoliopsida, Poales, Poaceae.
AUGGGAACUGCGUCUGACCUGGAGAUGUUGGUCGUGGAGCAGGUCCUGAUCGGGCCGAGAACUCAUUCUCCAGCAACAAAUCAGGAAGUGCCAGGGGAGGUCAAAGGUCGUUCACUGAAUUCAUACACGUACACCAUCGGAGAUCAAAGGUCGUUCACUGAAUUCAUAAAGGGUCUACGUGACAUCCUCGCUGAUCACCAAGACCAUGAGGAUAUCUAUGAUCGCCACGUGUACCCAAAUAUCCGAAAACACGUACUGCUCCCGAAGCCGCGUGCUGAGCAACAGGUAAUUCGCAUCAAGCUGCAAGUGGUGGAGGGCGAGGAAUCGUCGUCAUCGGCAACCCUACUCAUGAGGGAUGACAACGUGGAUGUGAUCGGCUUCAUCAACCAGUCUGGAGUCUGUUACGAUUUUGCUGACCGAAACAGAAGCGGGCGCCGGAUGCUCCCUCCAAAAUACAAGUCAGUACUUCUAGGCUGGGGCAACAGCUACAAAAAUAUACUAGGCGUCAGUAAGGAGGAGGAAGUCAUGGAUAGACUCAGGUCCGCAAACUUGGGCAAGACCUUCGCGACACAAGCCGUUGGUUUGCUGUCGCGCUUCGACCCAAAUGUAGUGGCGGAUGUUUACAGGCUGGCCGUUGUGGGCCUGAUGUUCAUGGUCUCCGAGUCCGCAAGGAUGAAUCCUGUGCGCGACGCCAUUGCACGUGGCUGGGACACCGGGACAGAAUUCACCAAGCAAUUGAUGACAGAUUAUGUGUGGAAAUAUGUAGAGAUGUCAAGGCGUCUGAGGCAUUGGAAGAGAGGAAACUAUGCGGAACGGCACCCCGACUCGGAGCUAGGUGACAUCUACCUCGUGCUCAACGUACAUGCUGAACUGGUGUAUACCAUCGGAGAUGAAAUUUCAUUCAUUUCAUUCAUGACGGAUCUACGUCGCAAACUCGCCGAGCAUCCAGACAGUGAGGAUAUCUUGGGCAGCCACAAAGACCCAAAUCUCUCCAAAACCGGAGAUCAUCCAGUGCUGGCCAAGCAGCGUGCUGAUGAACAACCGGCGAGGUGGAUUCACGUCACGCUGCAAGCAGUGGAGGGAGAGGAAACGUCGUGGACAACCCUAUUCAUGAGGGAUGACAACUUGUACGUCCUUGGUUUCAUGAAUCAGCAAGGAGAUUCGUUCCAGCUGCUCGACGACAACCGGAAUGCAUCCACCAAUAUGGUACUCCCAAUUACUAAUGGACGCGAUCCCAAACUCUUAAGAUGGGGCGUUAGUUACAUGUCCAUGCUGGGAGCCAAAAGUAAUGAUCAUGCCGUGCACAAACUGGAGGCGGCUCAUUUGGGCCAUGAUUUUGCGAAGAACGCCGUACGCGUGCUGUCGAGCCACCCAAAUCCGGUGGCUGGUAUCGAUCUGAGGCCCGGGGUGGCACUGGCGGGCCUGAUCGUCAUGGUCUGCGAGUCGGCAAGGAUGAAUCCUCCCCACGACUCCUUUUCACGUGGGUGGAGCACCGGCACGGGAUUCGCCAAGCAAUUGAUGAUUGAGAACUUCUGGGAACAUGGGAAAAUGUCGAGCAAGCUAAUGGCAUGGAAGACCCGAGGGUACGCCAGCAAUGUGCGCACACAGAAUUGGCAACCGCACCCCAUUAUGGAGCUACAAACCAUACACCUCGUGCUCCGCACCCAUACACCUGAUCAGGCUAAACAGGAAGAAAACAAGAAGAGCCAACACAGCAAGCCCGACAACGCUGGCAAUGAUGGUGAUUAUUAUUCUAAUAAGCCCGGCAACAACGGCGGAGGUGGCGGCUCUCCUAGGCAAAGCAGAGGGGGCCACAACACCGGCGGAGGUGAUGACACUGGCAGCAGUGGUGGUGGCUAUGCUAGCCAACCUAGAGAGGCUGGUGGUGCCGGUAGUAGUGGUGGCUCUGCUAGCCAACCUGCUGGGGAGGCCGGUGACACUAGCCCUAGCCGAGGCAACAGCGGUAGCCAACCCGGGGAGCUUGACGUACGAAGCCAGGGCAACGGUCGACCCCGGGUGGAGCUGUUGGCCAUACAUGCUGAUCUUCAUGUCAAAGGCACGGAAAUCAUCGUCUUUGACGGCAGACGAGGUCAGAUCAUCUAUAGGAAGGAGGAAGGAGAAGAGGAGACAGAACAGGGAAUGGUCGAGUUGGUUCUGACUGGACCCUACAAAGGCAUCUCAGCUUAUGGGUGCUUCGCCAUUAAAAUUAACAUCCCACCUGCCACUGCCAAUAGCAGCAGUGGCGAUGCCGGUGGUCUCAUCCAAUGGGAAUGGGACUGUUAUGACCCCAAGUACGCCGCCCAAGUCGACCAACUACCCGUGAGCCAUACCAUCUGCGCUCCGGACAUGCGCCCCGAGGUAGCUGAGGUCACCUACGUUGUGAUGUCAGAUGCCCUGGAGGCCACAGUGCAGGUCAGGCUGCGACUCAAAGAUGGGCAUAACACUGCUGGCAUUGGUGGUGAGAUCACUGCACGUAUCGACGGCUUUGAAGACAAAUACAGGAGCGUCCUCUUCAGGUGUGCAAAGGGGACGCGUCAGUGUUUCUCCCCUACCGAUGACGACUCGUGGUUCCUUCUUGAGCUGGCGAGGAAUGUGGUUGCAGUGCCAUGCGGCAGUGCGCUUCAAAUAGAGGUGAACCUCCAGAUUGCAGCUGACGAUGGCAAGAAAGUUGAAUUGAAUAAUGUUCUUCUCCGCUUCGCCAAUGGAAUUAGUUCCAGUAAAACUGACGACGGCAAUGAAGUGGAAGUGGAAGUGGAAGUCACCUGGUACCCGGAGAUCGCACGACCAAUAAGUCACCCUCCGGAGCAAAUAAUAACCAGCAAAGAGGCUCAUCUGGAGAAAUCUAUUACUGCUCCGUCGUCGUUAGAACAAAUCAUCAGUGGUACACAGGAGGCCAAAAUGGUUUCAGGGCAUCGAACUGUAGAGUACACCAUUGGAGACGAACUGUCGUUCACUGAAUUUAUAAUGGCUCUCCGUGGCAUCCUCGCUGACCAUCCAAACCGCGAGGAUAUCUUUGAUCACCACCACAGUUCAAUUCUCUCCUCCACCAGAGAACACCCAGUGCUCGCCAAGCAACGUGCUGAACAGCCGGCGAGGUGGAUUCAUGUCAAGCUGCAAGCAGUGAAGGGAGAGCAAACGAUGUCGACAACCCUAAUCAUGCGGGACGACAACUUGUAUUUUUGUGGCUUCAUGAACCAGCAAGGAGAUUCAUUUGAGCUCAUCGAGAACCCGGAUAGAUCUGCCGAUAUACUCCCAGUUGAUGAAUACAAUCCCCAACACCUAAGCUGGGGUGUCGGUUACAGAUCCUUACUGGACUUCGACACUAAAGGUGGUCUUGUGAGAAUACUGGCGCACGUGAAUCCGGGCCAGGACUUCGCCAUGGAUGCCGUGCACAUGCUGUCGUGCUUCCCAGCUUGGGUGGACGAUCGUAUUCGUAUGAAGUCACCCAGGUUGGCACUAGCGGGGCUGAUCCUCAUCGUCUGCGAGUCUGCAAGGAUGAAUCCAAUCUACAACUUCUUUAGAAGCUCGUGGAGCAGGAGCAGGGAAGAUUACACGGUAUUUUCCGACAGGGACUUAACCUGGGAUCUGAUGCGUGGUGAUGUGUUGAAUCAAUAUGGGAGGAUGUCACGCCAGCUGCUGGCAUGGAAGAGUAGAAAAUAUCCCAACCCGCACCCCUUUUCACUGCUACGAGACAUUUACCUCGUGCUCAACCACCGUUUGGAUCCACCUCAUCAUGAGGCUGACGGUGCCUGGCACCCACCUCGGGUGGAGCUGUUGGCCAUGCAUGCGGACCUUGGGGUCCUUGGCACAACCGUAAUAGUCUUCGAUGGGAAACGAGGCCAUAUCAUCUAUAGGAAGCAGGAACAAGGAGAAAAGGGAAAAAUGGUUGAUUUGGUGCUCACGGGACCCUGCACAAGCAUCUCGGCAUACGGGUGCUUUGCCAUCAAAAUUGACAUCCCAGGACCCUACACAAGCACUGGCGAUGGCGGUGGUGGAUCCAUCAAAUGGGAAUGGGACUGCUAUGACCCAGAGUACGCCAAGGAAGUUGACAAAGGACCCAUGACUCGGACCAUAAGCUCUUCAGGCCCCGGCCGCAACGUUGAGAUCACCUAUGCGGUGAUGUCCAACGCCCUGGAGGCCAUAGUGCAGGUGAAGCUGCGGAUGAAAGAUGGGAACAGCCCUUGUAGCGUCUACGGUGUUAUUACCGCUAGCAUUGGUGAUUUCAAAGGCCAGAGCAUCCUCUUCAGGCGUACAAAGGAGACGGCACAGCAUCUCUCUCCAAUGAUGGACUCGCCGCAGGGCGUCCUGUAUCAGCUGGUGCGGUCCCUUGAGCUGGCCAGGAACGUGGUUGCGGUGCCAUGUGGUCAACGGCUUCACAUAGGGGUGGACCUGAGCAUUGAAGCUUCCAAGAACCAAGGGGCUAGUAUUAACCCGCGUUUCAAUAAUAUUAUUCUCACCUUCGACAACCGCAGUAGCUGGUCGAGUCAACGUCGUGAAGUGGACGGGUAUGAAGUUGAAGUGAACGUCGCCUGGUACCCUUGUGGUGAAUAUGUCCCGGGACCAUGGAAGAUGGAUAGGAUGUGGCAACCUGACAUAUCCUACAUGGUUGGGAAUGAUGCAGAAGGAUUCAGUACAUUCAUCAUUGAGCUGCGUAGAUUGGUGACCGACCACCCACGCUGCAGGGAUCUCGUGGCUGAUCAUCCAGAUCUCUCAUCCACAAGUAACAACAAAGUGCUCAAAUACUUAACGUAUUCUGACACUCGCCGCAUCCAACCAGAAAGCUUGUUUCACAUCAAACUGGAAGCGGAAGCGGAGGAGGGCGUGGAAAAAACGUCAUCGAUAAUCUUAGUCAUGCGGUGUGACAACUUGAAAGUAAUAGGCUUCAUCAACAUGCAGGAUCGAGCAGCCUGCUGCUACAAUCCUGGCUCUCGUAGGGGGCUCCCAGAAGAAUAUCGUUCAAGACUUCUACAGUGGUGGGAGUGCUACGGAAGGGACAGGGAGCAAAUACUGGGCCCCGCGAGGCUGGGCAAGACCUUCAUGGCGGAAGCCGUGCGCGAGCUAUCGCGCUUCACAGGUAGGGGGCCGAGUGAGGAAGCCAAGCGGUCACUGGUGGGCCUGAUGAUCAUGGUCUGCGAUUCAGCGAGGAUGGAACCUGUCCGCGAAGCCAUGGCAGGUGGCUGGGAGAACGGGACGGAACUUACCGAGCAACUGAACAAUUACGACAGCCGGAACUUGUGGAAAGUAAUAUCAGGAGCACUGCUGGACUGGAGGGAUCACGCCUACCAAGGAUGGCCUCAAAACAGCACGCUAGAAUCGAUCGGAAUCAUGAGCCCAGAAGAUGCACUAAAACUUGUCCCCCUCGUGUUCAAUGAUCCGGAUCGGAUAUGGGCUUUUCCCUUUUUUAAUCUUAUUUAG